CGUUUUGCCAGGCUCACACACAAACACCAGGAACUACCAGCUCUCCCUGCCAGACCUUCCCAAUGCCGUCCAGCUUCGUCCACCGCCAGUUCGCCGGAGCACGCCACCGCCUCACUCGAACUCUUCCAAAUCCCCCCAAACAGCACUCCCCUCCUCCAGCACCUUCUCCCUUCAUGCGCUCCACCAUCCACAAGAUCUCCACCAUCCUCCGCUCCCUCCCCUGGAAAGCCGCUCAGACCCAACUCCUCCUCCUCCCCGUCCGCUGGGAAUCCUUCACCGUCAACCGCGUUCUCAAAACUCAUCCUCCAAUGGAGAAGGCCUGGCUGUUCUUCAACUGGUCCGCUCUCCUCCCGGGCUUCAAACACGACCAUUUCACCUACACCACCAUGCUCGAUAUCUUUGGCGAAGCUGGCCGCAUCGAAUCGAUGCGGAAAGUCUUGAGGGAGAUGGAGGAGAAGGGGUUGAGGAUCGAUGCCGCAACGUAUACCUCUGUGAUGCAUUGGAUUGCGAAGGAUGGGGAUUUCGAGGGGGCUGUAGAGGUUUGGGAGGAGAUGAAGAGAAGGAGAGGGUGCAGGCCGACCGGGGUUUCGUACACUGCGUUUAUGAAGGUAUUGUUUGAUCAUGGGCGGCCGAGGGAGGCGGCUGGGGUUUAUAGGGAGAUGCUGGAUUUGGGGAUACGGCCGAAUUGUUUUACUUAUACUGUGAUGAUGGAGUAUCUUGCGGGUGCAGGUUUAUUUAAAGAGGCUUUCGAAAUAAUGAAGGAAAUGCAAGAAGCCGGAAUACUACCUGACAAAGCUACAUGCAACAUUCUCAUCCAAAAGUGUUCUAUUGCUCGAGAAACAAUGAUGGUUACUCAAAUUCUCAGUUACAUGAAAGAGAACUCCAUUGUUCUCCGUCGUCCUGUUUUCCUAGAAGCAAUGGAGGCUUUUAGGAAUUUUAGUGAGAUCAAUCAUCUUCUUCGAGAAGUAAAUCCUCAUCUUGCUCUCGAGGGUAUCGAGGAUGAUACUUUAAAGUCUGAACUAGCUUGCGAUGAUCCUAAUUUCCUUGUGGAUAGGAGCAUUAUCACUAAUUUUCUAGCUACAAAGAACUUAGUUGCCAUAGACCAUUUAUUGUGCCAGAUGAUUAAUAAAGAAACACAGAUGAAUUCUGAAGUUUUAUUCGCUAUCAUCUUAGCCAACUGCAAGAAUUCAAGGCCCGCUGGUGCAAUGCUUGCAUUUCAUUGCACCGUAAAAGGUAGCUGCAAACUCGAGAGAUCCGCAUAUAUCUCUUUGAUCGGCCUUCUAAUUAGAGCGAAUAUGCAUCAUAUGGUGUUGGAAAUUAUUGAAGAAAUGCUUUCUAUUGGCAUUAACUUUGGAACAUAUCUUCUGUGUCUAUUGAUUUACCAGCUUGGAUCUGCUGGGUUUCCUGAUUCUGCUGCGAAAAUUUUUAACGCUUUACAGGUGGACCACAAUAGUUCGACUUACACCGCUUUGAUGAAUGGUUUUUUUCAGGCUGGUGAAGUUGAUAAGUGUCUGCAGCUUUAUUCAAGAAUGAGAAAUGAAGGAAUUUCUGCUUCAUGUGGUACCUAUGAAGUUCUAAUAGCUGGGCUAGAAAGAGCUGGUAGGAUUCAUGAUGCAAACAUUUAUAGAAAGAAGAAAAGGACUUUGAAUUUACAUGAUUUUUCCCAACCUGUAAUUUCUACGGAUGAGAUUUUCUGUAAUCGUUUCUUCAGCUCAUCCAUAUUUUAGGUCUCAUCCCAUCACUGUCAACAGGUUGUCAUAGUUUUAAUAUUGUUAUGGAUAUGAUGGAAUCCGAAUUUGUUGGGAGAAAAAGUUACAGGUGUCGCUGCUUGACGAGGAGAAUGAAGAAUCUUACUCAUUUCAUACAUGCAUAAAUCAUAUUCAUCCACAAGAUUACGAGAAGAGAGAGAGAUUAGCGAAAUCAUGAGUGUCUGCUAAAUUUUGGGCGACUGGCUAUUUUGAUUGGCUAAUUUGGGGAUGGCCAAACAUGCAGAAGGUGUUACAAAUAACAGAUUUUGGUCGGGUUAAAAUGGCUCAGAUAUUAUGUUCCAUCUCUUGUUUUGAAUGGUACAUACCUUUCACCAGUUUGAUACAUUGAAGAUGGUUGACAUUUCCGUUCCAGGUUUUUAUCUUCAUCAGGCAAAAGAAUCCUUAUGAGAUGUGAAUGGAAAUCUGAUGAGUAAGCUGGAUUUCUUAGAGCAACAGGAAAUGUCAUGAAGCUGAUAGACAGCAUGUACUCCAGGCAUACCAGAAGAGUAUAACUAAUUAUAGUCAAAGUUGUGCUGCAAUUAACUGCAAGGUGGAUUCAUUGAUGAUCAGUGUUGACAGGUUGCUUAGGGGGAUUCUAAGUGGAAAAUAACUAUGCAUGAAGAGCUUAGGGCUCUCGAUAAAAUCCUAACAGGAGAGAUAGUGCGACAACCAACGGGGAGAAAGAAGAUUGAGUGCAAGUGGAUCUUCACAGUUAAACAAACUCCAUAAGGGAAGACAGAGCGGUACAGAGCACGACUGAUGGAAAAAUGGUAUAUACAUAGAUAUGAUUUUGACUAUGAUAAAAUCUUUGCAUUAGGAGCAAAGCUGAGUACAGUGAGAACACCGGUUUCUCUGACAGUGAAUGAUGGGUGGAGGUUACACCAACUUGAUGUGAAAAAUGCAUUUCUUCAUGGUUAGUUACUGGAGGAGGUAUAUAUGAAGAUAAUACUAUGAUUCAGUAUAGUCGAGACAAUUGGCAAGUAUGUAGGCUCAGGAAGUCACAGUUUGGUUUGAAGCAAUCUCCUCGAGCCUAGUUUGAUAAGUUUAAAAAAGACUACGAUGAACAUGUGAUAUCAACAAAUAAAUGCAGAUCAUAUCAUAUUCUUUCAAUAACAUGAAGCUCACAUCGCUAUGUUUGUUGUGUAUGUUGAUGACAUCAUUGUCGUCGGUGUACUAAUUAGUUUUUUUGGAGCUAUUAAUUCAUUAUAAUUACAUAUAAACCGCCUGAAACAUUGAUUUACAAUUUAAACACCCAGUUGAUUUUUUUGAACU
Phalaenopsis equestris is the source of this 3020-nucleotide messenger RNA. Its product is annotated as pentatricopeptide repeat-containing protein At2g01390. The record is from RefSeq and is a predicted model, not a curated record. Lineage: Eukaryota; Viridiplantae; Streptophyta; Magnoliopsida; Asparagales; Orchidaceae. Gene Ontology annotation, molecular function: protein binding. Bases 63 to 1727 code for a protein of 554 amino acids. The transcript is spliced from 6 exons.